Nothobranchius furzeri (turquoise killifish) is the source of this 2323-nucleotide messenger RNA. RefSeq lists its product as uncharacterized. Lineage: Eukaryota; Metazoa; Chordata; Actinopteri; Cyprinodontiformes; Nothobranchiidae. The record is from RefSeq and is a predicted model, not a curated record.
UUACCUGGUAUCGUUGUAAAAUCCAUCGGAUUUUCUACGCAACCACGUACAUCGGUGAAUCUGAAAGGUUGUUAAAUUCUGCGAUAGAAGAAACACCGCAAAAAUAUAUAUUAGGUUUACUGGGAAGACAUGGAAAUGAUCGAGACGAUUGUGAUACCAAAUACUGAGGUGGAAUCAAAGGAAACAGUUGUGUCUAGCGGGGACACCGAUAAAAACAAAGCUGAGUUUAUUUGGACCCUGCAGGCUACAUGGCACCUGGUCAAUACCCGGUUAGGAAUGGACCAGGCCUUUGACCAGCCAGUAUGCAAGAAAAAGAAACUGUGGGAACUGGUGGCAGAGAAGGUGAAUGCUAAGCUGCUGGAGUCAGGGCUCACUGACAUCAGUGUGAAGGCUUACGAGUGUGACCUCAAGUGGAGAAACAUGCUGGCCACAUACAGGAAGAACACAGAGCGGGCCAAGAGACUGGGAGUCACCAGUGUCCACUGGGAGUUCUUUAAAGCCAUGCAUGACGUGUUGGGUAAAAGCAGGGAAGAGAUCGAAGCCCAGCAUCAGGCCAAGCUCAGUGGGACCAGAGUGGGCAAGGCCAUAGCCAGCAAGAGGUUCACCCCAAUCCUGCCUACGCCUCCGGCAACAGCAGCCACCGUCUGCCCCGCCAGACCUCCUCAGGAUGUCCUGCAGUUGUACAUGGAGCUGCAGGAGAGGAGGCUGAACAUGUGGGCACAGCAGAAAGCACUGGAGGAGAGGAAAAUAGACGCCAUUAACAAUCUAGCUCAAGCUAUCGCCAGUCUGGCUCAGAUGAACAGUGCGCCAACGUCAAAGGAUGGGCACUAGACCAGAGAGGACAGAUUUGGUUGUUCCCCAGAACUGUUUUAAAACUAUAAAAAUAUAACAGCUUGUUGUGGUACAAUGCCUUUAAUAUUUCCACUGGGUGUGACAGAAAGAAAGGUAUUAUUUUUUCAGUAUAAGAACACAUAGAUAUUUUUAUUGUUUCAAAUGAUGGUACGAUUAUUUUUAUACCUGUUCUGACAAAUCCACUUGAAAUGUUUGAAGAAGUGAAUGGAAAGAGUAAAACGUGGAUGUAACAAUAAUCGGAUGUCGCUGCACCAAGGUUAAAAACACCAUUAAAACGCACAAAGUGUAAAGUGAAGCUAUUUGAAAUUAUCACUAACAGAUGGGAUGUGUUCAUAUUCUGUAGGAUUAGAAAGAUGUCAGUAAGUUCUGUCUUUCGGACUGCUUUCUAUUAGGACAAUUCAAAAUCCUCGUCUUUGUUUAUCAUUUCUUCCAGGGUGGUGCUCCCCCCUAUCUGGCCACACUCCUGAACAGACACUCCCCAUCACGCGCUCUGCGCUCCUCUGACCAAGGCCUGCUCGCUGUCCCUCGUUCUAGGUGUCGUACCUGUGGGGACCGGGCUUUCUCAGUCCUAGCACCGUCACUCUGGAACCAGUUGCCACCCUCAGUUAGGCUGUCCCCAUCUCUGCCAGUCUUUAAGAGUCACCUAAAAACACACCUCCUCCGCUUGGCGUUUCCUGAACAUGUUUGAAUUUGGCCCUCUUUUAUGUAGAAUUUAUUUCACAGUUUUCAUUGGUUCACUCAAUCCAUUGUUUUACACAUUUGUCCUGUACCAGAAUGUUUCAUCCAUUUUGUAAUUUGUAUUUUGUAAUAUGAAUUGCUUUUAUUGUUGAUUUAUUCAAUAUAUUUACCUACAACUGAACCAUGUUCAGCGCUUUGGGCUUCCUGACAGGGUUGCGGAAGGCGCUUUAUAAAUAAAGCUUUGAUUGAUUGAUUGACUGGGCGAUAUGGCAUUAAAUCAAUAUAACGAUAUAUUGAGGAUUUCACCUCGAUAACAAUAAAUGGACGAUAAGUACAGGUAUGCGCAGAAACAGAAGUUGUCCACUAGAUGCGGCUGUCACGUGUGUUACCUUGAGUCACAUUUUUACGUAACUGGAGGUGGUACAGCUUCUUAAAGGGACACGAACGUUGCCAACCUACACACAUCUUUUAAAUUUUAUCAAAUUUAUUAACGUGGGAAAAAGUGAUCUCGGUAAGAGUCAGAAAUUUCGAUAAUGAUAAAUUUUCGAUUUAUUGCCCAGCCCUACUUUCUAUAUCCAGAGCAUCACAGUUUAAUCACGAAUAGUUUAAACAAACUGAUGUGAAUGUAAUAAAUUGUAAGACAGGAGUAGUUCAUUAUAGUGAAACUUUAAUCACUCCUGCCGUGAGUGUUACCUUUAAGAAGCGAUUCCUCUCUUGCCAAAGCUGCUUAUAUCUGUAAUCUGUCCCUACUUGAAUAAAACCAAUCGGGUCUUUGGUGCUGCUCAUAGUUUAA